AUGUAUCAUAGUGAUCAUUUUGACAAUGAUGAGCAAAUUUUAACUCAACAAUUUAAUAAUAACUCUGUGUCUCCAGAGAUAAAGGAUAUAGACGAUAAAGGUAUUUUGUGCAAUAGUGAUAUUAAUUUUAUGAAUAAUGAUAGGCAAAAUUUAGUUAUUCAGCAAGAAAAUGAAUUAUCUGAUCCUGAAAGUGAAGCAGAAAAUAUUGAUUAA
Molecule: messenger RNA, 213 nt
Organism: Dentiscutata erythropus
Lineage: Eukaryota; Fungi; Glomeromycota; Glomeromycetes; Diversisporales; Gigasporaceae
Source: the annotation of a GenBank genome assembly